Molecule: messenger RNA, 3412 nt
Organism: Rhipicephalus sanguineus (brown dog tick)
Lineage: Eukaryota; Metazoa; Arthropoda; Arachnida; Ixodida; Ixodidae
Gene: Nufip
Product: nuclear FMR1 interacting protein 1-like
Exons: 1
Coding region: 82-1146 (354 amino acids)
Biological process (GO): box C/D snoRNP assembly
Cellular component (GO): nucleus
Molecular function (GO): RNA binding
Source: RefSeq, a predicted model, not a curated record
AAUUUCGCCAUUUCGUUGUGCGGUGGUAACGCGUGGUGCACGUGCAAGCAAUGCUCAGACGUUGAGUUGGUUGAGUAUUCUAUGGCUGCUGUUGAGAAAUUCGUGCUGGACAACCCAUUCCGUCCGGCAUCCGCUUUAACUGAAGAUGCACCGUCGGGCCCCCGCAUUAUCCGCGAUGUCGGCUUCGCGAGAGAAACUUUUGGCCAAGAUCGUGGUGCGAGUGGUCAACGUGGAUUCAAGCGUCGCUUACCGGCGUGGGACUUUGGCUGCGACACUUGCGAUCAAGGGUUCGCGAGCCAGGCGGAUCUGUCCGUCCACUGUGCUGGGCACGUCGUGUGUCCAAGGGAUGACUGCGGCUUCGAGGCCAGCCCAGCGGUCGUAGCGCUCCACGAGAAGUUGCAGCACGACAGCCCGUUUAUUCGACGCACCGCAGCCGUCGGCACCGACGAAGAUGUGGAAGAGUGGCGUCGCCAACGCAGGCUGCGCUAUCCGACCUUGCAGAACAUCGAGGCCAAGAAGGCGGCCGAGUUGGAGCGCCAUGCACGUCGCGAAGUCAUCAACGAAGACGCGCGCGGCGGCCGACGCCGUAGGCGUAAUAACAACAGGCGUCGGCAGCGCGCACACCGACGUUCGUCGCCGGCCGGCCGCGUUCCUGAGCCCCCUCGGCAACAACAACCUUCCCAGCCGGAACCUUCGCCCGUCGAGGAAGAGCCCCCGUCGCGCGAAGAUUUGCGAGACAAGCCGGACCAGAUUACCGAUUCGGACUCUGACGGCGAGCAGCAUAGCGCAAAUGCGGCGAAGCCGCCGGAGUCUUUGGUCAGCGGCGCCUUGGCUUCCCUCGUGGCCUGCUACGGAAGCGACGAUGAUGAAGCACCUGUCGAACCGCUGCCGUCGGAAGCGGUGCCACCUCUCCCGACCGAAGUCUUGCCCGCCGAAGUGAAGCCAGCAGUGCGAGCGAAGGCGACGCCGCCGCCUACGCGCAAGGCAGAUUGGCCUCCCCGGAGGAAGUUGACGCUCUUGGAGCGACUACUGGCUUCUGAAAUGCGCCGUGAACGCAACGUGAUAUUGCAGUGUGUGCACCAUGUUGUGGACAAUGACUUCUUUGGUCAGGCCGGGUCCGAUGAGCCCCUGCUGUGCAGUCUCUAAGUGUAUAUAAAAAACACUGGCUUUUCUAAACAGGACUAGGCUUUUGGCCAAAGUACGGUGCAUGCCACACGCUUCGAGAUUUAUUCCAUUGAAUUCCACUUUUAAGUGACUGUAAACUUGCAGAUGCCACUUAUGAAGUCGCACUGUUGAAGCCAGGCUUGGGCACUUUAGACGAGGGACAAAUGGCAAAACAACUUGCACAAGCUGUAAUUUUCAUUGUUUCUCUGUCCGCGGUCAAAAGUGUGCUGUAGUUCACUUGUCAUGCGAGACCGACUAGUAAAAACUUUAGUUUUAGUGAACCUUCAACACUUAAAAGUUGUGAGCACAUAGAACUUUGGUGCGAAACCACUGUGCACCUGUGAUAGCAAUGAUGAUUGUAUUAAUGACAACGCGAGAUCGCCUUUGAGACAGACUAGUUGCUUAUGCCACAAGCUUUCUGGUGUGUCUAGUGGUAGGCGCCGUCGACAUACUGACACGCUUGUAGCGAAGUCGCAGCGCAUAGCCUCCGCCCAGCACAAAGCUCACUACCACCCUCUAUGAUCAUGUGACAACUGGCACAGCAGCUGCAGAGCUGCCUCCGAGCACCGCGAGUCGGGGCACCUCCUGUGUGUUUACAUGGGGCGGGCGGGCGUGCGGCCACGACAGAGGACGUUCUUGUGGCCCCAACAAGGACUCUGAAAUGAACAUAUAAAAACUAGGUUGAUGUGCAACUCUACCUCUGAUAACACCACCAUAACAUCAGGUAUCUUGACGCCACGAAUGGAUUCGUGAAAUGCCAUCAACGUUGCUGUAGUCUAGGUCACACGUGUACAUUUUAAUUUGUUAACUAAUGUAAGAACGGACCUCCUAGCCCCACAGGACGCUCUUUGCUGUGGUAUGAAAAUGCAUAGAGUAAAAUUAUGAACAGGCCCAUAAUCGUUACGGUAAAUCCUCACACAUAAACAAAUUUGCCAGGAUAGUUACUCAUUCAAACGUGAAGAGCGAUCUCAGUGAUACUUUAAUCGGCAAUACAGCACACGCCAUGGACAAGGUUGCUACAUAUCUGUCAGGUUUGCCAUGGCAAACCUGACAGAUAUUUAGAUAUGCAACUGCUGGUCGCAGCUCUGCCCGUACGCUGAAAGUCGAGACUGCGAAGGCCUACAGCCCCUAAACAUACUCUGAACAUUUCACGCUUGCAGUUCGCCAGUGCAGUCUGCAAGACAUGGAAAUGUCUUAAUGCGUAUCGCAGCCAGGAUAUCCGUGUCUAAUGCACUUGUGUUCAGUGUGUCAUCGCAGCCGCAUACAACUUGCUGAAGCCGUGCUUUCAUUCCUUGCUGCGUUAAUGAACCGAGCCACACCUUUAGUUCACGUGCAUACUACAAAAUCCUUUGGCCCCUCUGACUUCCGCAUUUUUCAGUCAUGAUGAACUCUGCGCAUAUUACAAAGCUAUCCACACUGCUUACGUAUUUGUGCUCUGAGGUAAACGUGCUUCCAAUGGCUCCACACAAGGCUUGUGCCAAAGUAUGCUGUGCGGGACAUUACAAUGGCACACUUUUGACAAAGCUAAUAAUUUUUGUUAGAUGAAAUGAGCCGUGCAAACUGCUCAAUUUUUGUCACAUAACCUAAGUAUUGCGUGCGGCCAAACUGCAAGACAGAAAAGUGAGAAUUAAGUGGUUCCCGGCGCACGCGGGUGACGCGUCGGAACGCAAUGCCAACCACAACGAGACGGCACACGCAGCGGCGCGAGCGCUAACUAACUGCGCCCCGGCGACAGACCGUCCGACGUGGUUCGGAGCCAAGGACCGCAUGACGGACUAUAACGACAUCACAAAAGCCUACCGCAUGGCUCGCAGGACUUUCCCACUCCCGCACCCGCGGUUGAGUCGAGCGGAGGCGGUACUAUUGAGACAGCUCCAGACCGGAUCGCUACCGAGUCUGGGACUGAUGCAUCGCAUGUACCCCGAGACAUACCCGACCGACAAGUGCAAGGUCUGCCGGAGGGAGACGGCGGAUCACACGCACAUCUUGUGGGACUGCAUCAAACACCCAGAGGAAGCGAGAUCAAGAACGAUCCCGUCGCGGCUCGAGGAAGCCGCGAAGAGCUACGACCAGGGUCAACAGCUCUGGGCCAUCCAGCAGGUCCUCGGGGCGCUCGAAAGGCAGGGACCCAGCGAGCCGGCAACGGUGAGCGGAGACCCGCGCCGAAUAACGGCAACCCCGAAGACGACGUAGGCCCUCGUCGGGGCGCGCGAGCGCCCAACUGCAGGCACAAAUAAAGUUUGUUCCA